UCUGUUACUUUGUACAGACAGAAUGACCUUGUGAAUUUAAAUAGAAAUAUGUGACAGUUGGUGUCUCGUCAUCGCUGACUGGUCGGUGGUGGAGCGGGUUUUGUCUCUUAGUUACAGGGAGCUAACACAUUUCAAGCAAAUCUUUAGGGAAGGGUCGGAACCAAUUGUAACCAUGGACUUAAAAACUGUAGCCUUUCUGCUUUUAGCUUUGAGUUACUCCGUCAACUCAACUCCAGUGAAUGGAACUCAAAGAUUUCAAGCGGAGAAGUUUCUGGACAUGUUAAGUCGAUCUUUUGAUCCAAAUGUGGCCUACAUGGAUUUAAUGUCAGCAUUAAACAAAAGAAUCAAAGAGACAGCCAACAAUAGUUCAGGUGGAGGGUUCUCAGUGGACGCUGGACCUAACUCCAUGGUCGACUCGGUGCCUCAAUGUCCACUGGCCCCUGCUCAUCGUGGGGCAGCAGUGUCGUACACAUCAGAAAACAGAGCAGUGGGAUCCAGAGCAUUCUACCAGUGUGAGGCUGGCUAUGAAGGUCGAUCUCUUUUCAUACAGUGUAAUAAUGGAGGUGUAUGGUCUGUACCCACUGGUUGGGGUGGAUGCAAAGCAGUGGACUGUGGAACCCCUCCCCCUAGUGUCUUGAAUGCUGAUAGUGCUUAUACAACUACGACAUUUGGGUCAGUGGUCACGUACACAUGCCAAGCUGGCUACAAAGCUGACAAGCCCAAUCCUAAUGUCACGUGUUUAGAUACAGGCUACUGGGGCACGCCGACCUUUACUUGUCAGAAAGCCAAUACACCCGCACUUCGACUUCCGAGUCUCCAAAAAGCAUUCAAUAAAAAUUUAGGAGUUCAGCACUUAUUUCAACUUCAAGAACUGGCCAGUACGUUAAUAAAAGCCAGACAGCCCGAGGUUAAAAAACCCAGGCCUCUAUGGCCAGCCAGUGCAGCCCUUCUCUUCAGAACUAAGUCUCUAGCCCUACCACCCAGACCUCCCCAGAUCCCUGCAAACCAAAAGAAUCUUGCCACCCAACAGAAUGUGGCCAUGUCUAGGAUUCUGACAAUUCCUCAGAAUCUUGCCCUUCUAAAGAAUCUAGCCAGCCCACAGAGAUUGCCCAAUUUCCCAAAUUCGCAAUUAGCUGCCGCAGUACAAAGAAAUCAAAUGAUGGCAGCACUUUUGAAAAGUAUGCCAGGAUUUUCAGGAUUCCCAGGCAUGCCAUCAGUUCCACAAGUGAUAGAAACUACAACGACCACAACCCCCAAACCAACAAUAGCAAGCCGUUUGCCAAAUGGUUUCCAAUUACCAAGUCACUUGCAGAGUUUAUUGCCUAAUGGAAUAUCUAAUACGCAAGGCAUGAAACCCCAAGACUUGAUGACCCUGGCUUCUUUAGGUCUUGGCUCGGGUACAGCCGGUGCUGCACCAAGGGAUAUAACUUCACUUCUUGGAUCUAUGAACCCAAUGUCUAUAUUUGGACCAGCAAUGGGAUUGGGCACGCCAGGCGCGGGAGCAGGUGGAGCUCCUGGUAAUCCCGCCGCGCCCCCAUUGGAACCGGAGAAAGUGGCAGAGCAAAGAGAAGAAAUGAUGCUUAGAGCAAUGAUGGCUAAUGCAAUGAAAUCUAUGUACCAGCCUGCAGCUCAGACCAAUGGCACUAGCACACGGCCCACUAGUAACCCCGCGAUGGAAAUGAUGACUCUGAUGGCUCUUCAAAGUGGAUUGAGUGCAGGCGGAGCUGGGGCGAACAGUGCAUCUGGUACUGGCAUGGACCCAAUGGCAAUGAUGUUAGGCGGAAUGAAUCCUGCUAUGUUAGGACUAGGCGGAGGUGGCGCUAGCAGUGGAGGUUUAUUCGGAAGUCUAUUUGCAUAAUUUUGCUAGGGGAUAAGAAGUAUCUUUUUUGUUUGUUCAAUCUUGAAGUCAGUCAAAACUAAACGAAAGCGCUUCUUCAAAGCCUGAGAGAAAAUGUUGUGACUGAAUCCUUCAUGUGUUUGCAAUGUAAACUUAUAAGUAAUAUGUAGUCAACUACCUUUCUGGUUAAAAGGUGUUCAAUUCAAGUGAUACUGAUAUUCAUGCUUUAUGACAAGUAGAUAUUAUUGUGAAUAAAUUUUGUUAUAAUGAAA
Biomphalaria glabrata is the source of this 2109-nucleotide messenger RNA. RefSeq lists its product as uncharacterized. Bases 173 to 1858 code for a protein of 561 amino acids. The record is from RefSeq and is a predicted model, not a curated record. Lineage: Eukaryota; Metazoa; Mollusca; Gastropoda; Planorbidae. The transcript is spliced from 29 exons.